Messenger RNA from Didymodactylos carnosus, 249 nucleotides. The record is from the annotation of a GenBank genome assembly. Lineage: Eukaryota; Metazoa; Rotifera; Eurotatoria; Philodinida; Philodinidae.
AUGCCACAUGACCUCACGUCACAAGAAUCUUCAAGUGAAGAUGAAAAUUUUACUGAUACAAAAGAAGAUUCUAUUAAUUUUACAGAAAAAAAUAUGUUAUUUGAAAUUAGUGAUGUUUUUAGUUCAUGUAAAGAAGAAUGUAAUCCAAGAUUUUUGAGUACAAUGAUAUAUAUGAUAUUAACGCAUUUCGACAUUUCGUUUCGUGAUGCAGAUGCAUUUCUAUUAUCAAUUGGUGCAACGACAGCAUAA